This is a messenger RNA of Dermatophagoides farinae (American house dust mite), 3337 nucleotides long. Its product is annotated as SCY1-like protein bma. Gene Ontology annotation, biological process: protein phosphorylation. Gene Ontology annotation, molecular function: ATP binding; protein kinase activity. NCBI's taxonomy places the organism in Eukaryota, Metazoa, Arthropoda, Arachnida, Sarcoptiformes, Pyroglyphidae. The record is from RefSeq and is a predicted model, not a curated record.
AUGUUUUCCAAAUUAAAAUCAUCAUCAUCAUCACCAAAUUCGGCCAGCCCAACAUUAUCAACAAAUUCAUUUGGUGGCAGUGGCAGCGGUUGUAAUAAUAUCGAUGUCAAUCCCAUAUCACAAUAUUAUGAAUGUGGUAAACAGAUUGGUUCGGCUGGACCAGAAUUGGUGUGGAAAAUUUUCGAUGCCGUCAGAAAAACUGAUAUGAAAGAUGCAUCAUUAUUUUUCUAUGAUAAACGUACGGCCGAUAAAUUACAUAAACCAAAACGUAAAGAAAUGAUUGCUGAAAUAUUAAGAUUCAGUGUACGACAAUUGGAUCGUUUUCGUCAUCCACGUAUAUUGGCCAUCAUGCAUCCAGUAGAAGAAUCAAGUGAUACAUUAGCAUUCGCUACGGAACCAAUAUUGGGUAGUUUGGCAAAUUGUUAUGAAUAUUUAGAAGAACGUUUACCACAAUCAUAUGAACCAUUGCCAUUAUUACGUGAAUCUAAUUUAUUAGAUUUUGAAAUUAAAUAUGGAUUAUUACAAAUUGUCGAAGCAUUGAUACAUUUACAUCAUAAUUGUAAAGUGAUUCAUCGAAACAUAUCACCACAAUCAAUAUUGAUCAAUAAAAAAGGCACUUGGAAAUUGGCUGGAUUUGAAUUUGUGGAAAAAUGCAAUGAUAAUGAUAUAAUGAAUGUCAUUCCAUGUCAACCAUAUACUAGCAAAUUACCAAAAAUGGGACAACCAGAUUUAGAUUUUACAGCUCCUGAAGUACAAACACAAUCAUUAUGUACACCAAAUAGCGAUAUGUUUUCAUUGGGACUUUUGAUUACGUUCCUUUAUAAUAAUGGACGAUCAUUGAUUACGGCCAAUCUUAAUGCAUCCAAUUAUCUCAAACAACUUGAUUCGCUAAACGUAUCGCUCAAUCAAUUGCUGCCAAACAUUCCAUCUGGACUACAUGAAUCAUUGAAAAGUUUACUUGAAAUCGAUUAUAAAAAACGUCCAAUUUCACAAAAUUUAACAACGUCCAAAUAUUUUGUCGAUCCCAGUGUACAGGCCUUACAUUAUUUGGAUAUAAUUCAAAUGAAAGAUUCUGUUCAUAAAUCAAAUUUCUAUCAUAAUUUAAAGAAUCUUUUACCAUCAAUACCAACGAAAUUAUGGUAUCAACACAUACUGCCAUCGAUGGUAUGCGAAUUAGAAAGUCCAGAAGUAUUGGCUGCAGCAUUACAACCAAUCAUUCAUAUGAUCAAUAGAUCUACAUUGGAACAAUUUCAAGAAUUUAUUCUACCAUUUAUUAAAAAUAUUUUUCAAAUGCCAAAGUCUGUUCAAGCUACCGUUACAUUACUGGAAAAUAUUGACAUACUGAUGUUAAAAACAUGUACAAGUGAUUUUUUCCGUACGGAAAUCGUGCCAAUGAUAUGCAAUGCAUUUGAUUCAAGUACACCACAGAUUCAGUCGGCAGCAAUGUCGGCCUUAUCACAAGUGAUUGAUCAUCUGGAUGAAGUAACCAUUAGGCGAAUGAUUUUACCAAAAACUAAACAACUGUUUGACAUCAAUGCCGAUGUUAAGAUUCAAAUCAAUAUAUUGAUAUGUAUUGAAAAAGUUAUUGGAAAUCUAGACAAAUCCGAUAUACUUGAUGAUGUAUUACCUAUGAUUAUGCGUGCCCGUAUACAAGAUGUUUCCGUUUUGAUUAUAGUGAUAAACAUAUGUAAAUUAAUGAUGAUGGAUACGAAAAAAUAUGGCAUUACAGUCAAUAUUUUGGCAAUGAAAAUUAUGCCAGCAUUAGUACCGGCAUUGGCUAAUGUUAAUUUAAAUAUAGAUGAAUUCAAUGAUCUGGUCAGUUUAUUAAAUGAAAUGUUGACAUAUGUUGCUAAAACUCAACGAAAUAAAUUGGUGCUAGAGAAAAAUAAUAAUGUAACUGUGACGACAAUCAAAAUUCCUGAAAUUACCGAAUCAUUACGAGAAUCGAAUACAACAUUAAAUAAUAUAAAUUCAUUAGGAUCAUAUCCUCAUCGUCCACCAUCAUUACGUCUUGAAUCAAGACGUACAUCAAUCAGUAUGGAUGAUGUUGUUCGUCGUGCUUCCCUUACAUCAGCUGCUUCCAGUCCAGAUUCAAAUCUACUUCGUGUACAAGCUCAUUUACCUGGUCGUCGUCAUUCGGAUAAUACAAUAUUACCACCUAGAAUUUUAGUUGCACCAUCAACUCCUACCACUUCGUUUUCAUUGUCAAGAGGACCAAGCACAAGUAAUUUAAAUGCACGUCGUCAUUCAUCAAUUGUUGGAUUGAAAGAGAUGAAAGAUUCAAAAAAUUUCAUUCCCAAUAUACCAAAGAUUUCCCAUAACAUAUCCAACAAUCUUGGUAUUGAAUCAUUUUUAUCAAGUCGUUCAAGCGGUCGUCGAUAUUCAGCUGUACCAACAUUUGAUAAACUUAAUUUUUCAUCAUCAUCAUCAUCAUCACAUCAUCAUAAGAAUACAAGCACAAAUCUAUUACAGACUAUCGGCACUGGUGUGCAACAACUAUUCAAAUGAAUGAUGUUCCUGAAACAAAACUGGUCCAUAUACAUAGAUUUAUCAUGAAGAAAAAAAAAUUCAUGAUAUUCAAUCUUCACUUGAACAUACAUCAAUCUGAGAUAACAAAAAAAAAGAAAAAAGAAAAAUCAUUCUUUUUUUUCGUCAUCGUAACAAAAAUCUACAUUUAUGUCCACGUUCAACACAAACGCACACACACACACAUUUUAUGCAAAAUUCUCAAAAAAAAGAAAGAAAAAAAGAAAUUUGACCAAAGAAUUGACUAAAAAGUAUUAUUAUUAUUUGAACCAUUUAAAGUGGACUAUGAAUGUGCACGAUCAAACAUCUUUAUCAUCAAAUGAAAAAAAAAGAAAAAGAAAUAUGGCAUGAUAUUUGGACAUUUUUUCGGUACAAUGAUAUGAACGAUAAAUAAAAUGAAACUCAAUGAUGAAUUUUCAAACGUGAUAUUCAACAUGAUCAUCAUUUAUAUAUGAAGCCAUAUCAUGUCAUAAUGUUCAGUUUUCAUUCAUUGAAAAACAUGAAACCAAAACAUAAUUACUUAAUCAUCAUAUAUAUAUUGAUUAUAAAUUUCUAUUUCGAAAGCCGAGCCAAUCAAUCAAUAUAUUUUCGAUUGAUACAUUUUAAUAACUACUAACCUUCAUACACACACAUAAAUACACUUUUAUGCCAAAAAAAAACAUUAAACCACUCAAUCAACAUGAAAUUUUUUUUCACAUUUCGGCUCACUAAAACGAUAUAGAACGAUUAUAUUUGUACCGAGAUUGAUGAGAUAGUGUUCACCAAAAAAAAAAAUUGCUCAUUCAAAUUAAUAUUAUUUCCAAUAAUUUAA